AGCAAGAAGUACUAGUACUCAUCCGCCCUCGUUCCUCUUCGUUGAACUCCUCAUACCAGUUUGCAUCACCUUUCCUCGCGUCUCCAUCCUCUGCUGAUAUCCCCAAUUGAGGGCUAUGCCGCCCUUGCUCUGCUCAUGGGUCCGCUGACAAACACGGAAAUGUUUGGCGAUAUCUGGAGCUUGGUUGAAAGAAAACAAUAUCCCCACCAUUUGUGGUGUGGACACACGCGCCCUCACCAAGAAGAUACGGGAGAAAGGUUCCAUGUUAGUCAGGGCCCGUGGCACGAUCCAAACUCUGAAAAUCUCGUCUCUGCAGUAUCAUUAUCGGCUCCCCGAAUUUCUAAACCUACGAAACCUCGUUUUCACCCAAAUUCAUCCGCCGCUCCUUCGCCACGAUCGCAGUCUCCCGCUCCCACUCAUGUUGCAUCUCCAAUAGCUACUUCUCACUCGAGACGUCUAAGUGCGUUAGGCCAGGGCGUGUCCGUAAGAGAUGGCGUCUCAGUCCCUAUAUCCGAGGAUCCGGAAGAGGACAAGUCACCUUCGCCCGCGCUGUUGAAGCAUCGCGUCCGUGAGCCCGUUUUUUACUCUCCUCCCGCAGAGUAUCCCCCAGUCCAACCUCGAGCUCGUCCAUCAGUAGUGCAGCCACCUCUGCGGCGCCCAUUAAUCUCAGCCCCAUCCGAUACGUGAUUUUUUAUAGUACGUAUCACUUGCCCAUCAGAUUCGCAGAUCCACUCGUUUCCAUUGACCAUAUCCACCAAUCAGUCGCUGCAUUGAUAUGCCAUAUCUACUUAGGCACAAGUUGAUCGCUCGGAGCUCUCGUGUCGAAUACAUCCAAUGUUUAUACCUUGAAGAAAAUUCUGGCUAUCGAGUGCAUUCAGCAGCUGGUCGGGCUCAUUUAAAUCGUUG
Molecule: messenger RNA, 906 nt
Organism: Suillus plorans
Lineage: Eukaryota; Fungi; Basidiomycota; Agaricomycetes; Boletales; Suillaceae
Exons: 2
Coding region: 136-687 (183 amino acids)
Source: RefSeq, a predicted model, not a curated record